AUGUGUGUGCCUGACCGCCCCUCGCUGCCUAUUGACAUUGACUCUUCAAAAGAGCCUGGCCAUGCGCUGGUCGCGAUCUCGAGAUCCGACUCUAACAGCCCGAAUGAGAUGUCUUGGGGAACACUAAUCAAUCCGGAUAAGAGCCCGGCUCCAUUGUUGGAACAGUUAUGUUUGGGGAUUGCGCAGUUGAUGCCCUCGUUUGAUUCGAGUGGCACUACAGACCUCACUCCUGAACGCAUCGCCACAUUUUAUCGCAAAGUCGGCGGUAACUACGAUCCCCUGUUCCUCGGUACAAAGUCGCAAGCCUUGUCCUUUAUUUACCAGUCGCUUGGCUGCUUUCACAGCCUUCAACCCUCAACGAACCCAUACGAACCACCAUGCGUCCCAUCACUACUGCCAAAUGGCUUCGUGAGAUGGCAAACAAUUCAGAUAUUGAUGGACCCGGAUGAACACUGGCGAUAUUUGCAGAACGCGAUCGACAUGUGGGACAUAACAGAUGCAAAGGGAGAGAUUUUCCCCAAAGAAAUUCCCCGGGAUGCGUUCCCUUCGGAGCCCGACCCGGAAAUGCUGCAGUGGCAUGAGGGCGUGAGUCGUCGAUUGGAGUACGACUACAUGAAGCGGAGGACUCAGCGCGCCUCGCCGCCCAAUUUCGCCGGGUACCACUAUCGCUUCAGCGGGAAGGACCCACUCCCCGACGAGGAGGAAUACAACUCCUCUCAUACCCCGCGUCGCUCGGUAUCAAGGCCAAGGCAUUAUAGCCAAUUCGAGGCGGAGCGACCGAGUCGGAGGCGCCACAAUCGACGGUCAAGUGGCGAUUACCCUGCCUAUACCAGCCGCAGGCCUGACGGUGCUUUCUUCGCAAGACCAGAUGGAACCCGAUCUGGAUUCUCGUCCCCACGGGGGCUAUCUCCGUCAUCUCGAAUGGACCAUCACUGCCGUCCAAGAGGGCGAGAGCAGCGAUUCUGGCAUGCACGACCGGAGCCAGAAAAGUCUUCACGGGAUGCCGAAGAUGAAACCGAUCAUACAAUCCAUGAUGAUGAACCAGACCCGACACGGUCUCGACAUAGAUCCCGUCGGCAUAAUCUCUCACCUCCAUCGCAUUCUCGCACUCGACGUCAUUCUCACGAUGCAUACAUGCGCAAACCCGCUCGCGAUCUGUCCCCAUACGCAGCUCGAAGGACCAACCGUGAUCAUGACCACGACGCUCGUAUCCCCAGUACCCGCAAGUCAAACUCAGACGGGACCCCGAGGCACCAUCACAGCGAUCAUCACAACGAUGACCGAUCCCGGUCCAGACCCUCGGGCGUCAAAUUCAAGGAGUUUAUCUUUGGUGGGCCUUCUUCGGCGGCUCCGACCCAUGCACCAGACCCGCCGUCAAUGUAUACGCAUGCCCCUCCCCCAAAAUCUCCUCCUCCACGAGCAGUCCCUCGCCAUCGGCAUCAUCUAGAUCCAUAUGCAGCAGAGGACCUAAGACGUGGAAGCUACAGCGGCGGUAGCACUGGUGGCAGCCGUCCUGGAAGUGGAGGCAGCAGCUCUGAACGACCACGCUCAUUUAGUAAUGCCGGCUUUUCCCCUGCGAAAUCACGAUGGGUGAGUCCCUCGCGGGGCCCCGGGAAACGAUACAUCCCUACAAGCCUUGCAGAAGAUAUGGGAUACAUGCAUUCUCGAAGAGCUCCACCUAUAUAUGACUAA
Molecule: messenger RNA, 1692 nt
Organism: Penicillium angulare
Lineage: Eukaryota; Fungi; Ascomycota; Eurotiomycetes; Eurotiales; Aspergillaceae
Exons: 2
Coding region: 1-1692 (563 amino acids)
Source: RefSeq, a predicted model, not a curated record